AUCUACAAUAUGUAUCAAUCGUCUUCUUCAUCUCCAUCUCCCCAUCUUCCAUAUACCUAUGGAGUCAUUGACAAGGAUGGAAAUGUUCAUUCCCAUGAAAUGCAUUUUCCGGAUAAUCAUGGAAAUCCUUCGCCACUCGAUGCUACACAAAUGUACCAACAGGCUCCAGUUCAAUAUGGUGGUGGAGAUCAAUAUUUUGAUGAUUUUGGGCAAUACUUUGUUCAAUCGUACGAUCCAGCACAACAAUCGACACCAGUGCAUCCAAUGUUUGGAAGUCUCGAUAUGAUGAAUUGCUACUCACAACAGUAUCCCCAAAUUGGACAAGACUAUCAACAACAGGAAAUCGAAAAUAUUCCACCAGUCUCUACAAAUCGCAAAAUUGUGAACAAAAAGCCCUCAACGUUCCACACGAACUCUGUCUGCUCCAAUCCAAAUUGUAGAACUCGUGAGACAACUCUAUGGAGAAGAACUGAUUCAGGAGCUAUUGAGUGCAACGGUUGCUCCCUGUACUUCCGAAAAAAUGGGAUUCAAAGACCAGCCGAGUUGUGCCGUAAAACAAUAAUGAAAAGAAACCGACGCCCACGUGCCGAAGUACAAUCUCCAACACCAGAAGACUCGAAACUAUGUCAUAAUACUACUCCACUACAGAACAUUCCAUCACAACAUUUCUCUUAAAUUUAUCUUAUCUUUUUAUGUGUAUGCUCCUUUGUUCCUUUUGAUGAUCUCUAAAUGAAUGUGACAGUUCUACU
Messenger RNA from Caenorhabditis elegans, 749 nucleotides. It is a transcript of the gene end-1, whose product is annotated as GATA-type domain-containing protein. The transcript has 4 exons. Gene Ontology annotation, cellular component: nucleus. The coding region runs from base 10 to 675 and encodes 221 amino acids. Lineage: Eukaryota; Metazoa; Nematoda; Chromadorea; Rhabditida; Rhabditidae. The record is from RefSeq and is marked reviewed. Gene Ontology annotation, molecular function: DNA-binding transcription factor activity; zinc ion binding; sequence-specific DNA binding. Gene Ontology annotation, biological process: regulation of transcription by RNA polymerase II; regulation of DNA-templated transcription.